Molecule: messenger RNA, 1632 nt
Organism: Astyanax mexicanus (Mexican tetra)
Lineage: Eukaryota; Metazoa; Chordata; Actinopteri; Characiformes; Acestrorhamphidae
Gene: pmpcb
Product: peptidase, mitochondrial processing subunit beta
Exons: 13
Coding region: 70-1509 (479 amino acids)
Cellular component (GO): mitochondrion
Molecular function (GO): metalloendopeptidase activity; metal ion binding
Source: RefSeq, a predicted model, not a curated record
CAAAGAGUCGGUUCUUAGAGCUGAAUCGCUCCGACCGAACCGUCACUGGUUCACACAUGUGUAAACAACAUGGCGGCGUCUAUGCACCGUGUGGGAGCAGCCGGAGGACAAUUAGUGAGGAAAUUACUGUCCAGGACGAGCUCAGUCACACAGUUUACUCGACACCGGGCCGCGGUAGCAGCGACUGAAGUGGCGCUAAACGUCCCGGAGACGAAGGUUACAGCGCUCGAUAACGGACUGAGAGUGGCAUCUGAAGACUCCGGGCUCGCGACCUGCACGGUCGGUCUGUGGAUUGAUGCCGGGAGUCGUUAUGAGAAUGAAAGGAACAACGGAACAGCCCAUUUUCUGGAGCACAUGGCCUUUAAGGGCACAAAGAAGCGCUCUCAGCUAGAUCUGGAGCUCGAGAUCGAGAACAUGGGAGCUCAUCUGAACGCCUACACUUCCAGAGAGCAGACAGUCUAUUAUGCCAAAGCAUUCUCUAAAGACCUGCCCAGGGCUGUAGAGAUUCUUGCGGAUAUUAUCCAGAACAGCACACUGGGAGAGGCUGAGAUUGAGCGCGAGCGUGGAGUCAUCCUUCGAGAGAUGCAGGAAGUGGAGACCAACCUACAGGAAGUUGUAUUUGACUACCUGCAUGCCACAGCCUAUCAGGAGACUGCACUAGGAAGAACCAUUCUCGGCCCUGCAGAGAAUAUCAAAACAAUAAACAGAGCAGAUCUUGUGGAGUACAUCACAACUCACUACAAGGGGCCAAGGAUCGUGCUGGCUGCAGCUGGGGGAGUGUCCCACAAUGAAUUGAUUGAUUUGGCUAAAUAUCACUUUGGAAAGUUGCCAGCCAGAUACAAGGGUGAAGCGCCUGCAUUACCUGCCUGCGGAUUCACAGGAAGUGAGAUCCGAGUCAGAGAUGACAAGAUGCCGCUGGCUCACAUAGCGAUUGCUGUGGAGGCAGUGGGCUGGUCUCACCCUGACACCAUCCCUCUUAUGGUGGCCAACACACUGAUUGGAAACUGGGAUCGCUCCUUUGGUGGUGGUGUGAAUCUGUCCAGUAAGCUGGCUCAGAUGGCGUGUCAGGGGAACCUGUGCCACAGCUUCCAGUCCUUUAACACCUGCUACACUGACACAGGGCUGUGGGGGCUCUACACCGUCUGUGAGCCCAGCACCAUCAACGAGAUGAUGCACUUUACACAGCUUGAAUGGAUGUCUCUGUGCACUAGUGUGACAGAGAGCGAGGUAGCACGAGCAAAGAACCUCCUGAAGACCAAUAUGCUGCUUCACCUGGAUGGUUCUACACCCAUCUGUGAGGACAUUGGGAGACAGAUGCUGUGCUACAGUCGCAGAAUCCCACUGCAUGAGCUGGAAGCCAGGAUAGAUGCCAUAGAUGCAAAUACCAUCAAGGAAGUGUGUAUGAAAUAUAUCUUCAACAAAGCACCAGCAAUUGCAGCUGUCGGACCCAUCGAGCAGCUUCCAAACUACAACCGAAUCAAAAGUGGGAUGAACUGGUUGAGAACCUGAGAGAAACAAAAACAACUUCACACUGCCUGUAAAUUCACAUCCAAGUAUUUAUGUAGUCUGUGCAUUUUCCUUUAAUUUUAUUAUAAAAUAAAGACCAACACAAUAACGUUAAAAGAAAAUGGA